Molecule: messenger RNA, 1216 nt
Organism: Populus nigra (black poplar)
Lineage: Eukaryota; Viridiplantae; Streptophyta; Magnoliopsida; Malpighiales; Salicaceae
Product: clathrin light chain 2-like
Exons: 4
Coding region: 153-1019 (288 amino acids)
Biological process (GO): intracellular protein transport; clathrin coat assembly; clathrin-dependent endocytosis
Cellular component (GO): plasma membrane; clathrin coat of coated pit; clathrin coat of trans-Golgi network vesicle
Molecular function (GO): clathrin heavy chain binding; structural molecule activity
Source: RefSeq, a predicted model, not a curated record
UCCUAUUCGGCCCCUGGACACGUCGAUGCCUAAACUCUCCGAAUAAUUCCUCAUAACCGAAACGCUCACGCUCCAACCAAGCUCUCUUUUUAACUGCCCGAAAUCCAAGAGAGUGAAACCAUUUCCUUGUUCGUAGAUAACAGGCAAUAACAAUGUCAACAUUUGCCAACCCAGUCGCACAAAACGAGUCCACUCGCAUGUUUGAUGAAGAUGAUUCCUACGUAGGCUACGAUUCGCGGCCAUUCGAUGACUCAUUCGCUGCCGGCAACGAUGUUUUCGAGUCUCAGCUACCGAUUCACGGCGAGUUCUCUCCUCUUGAAAACGAAGGGUUUGGUGGACAGGAGGGUCCUAUUUUUCCUCCACCGUUGGAGAAGGACGCUGAGCAGGGAUUUGCUCUCAGAGAAUGGAGAAGGCAAAACGCCAUACUGUUGGAGGAUAAGGAGAAGAGGGAAAAGGAGGCAUUGAGCCAAAUAAUCAAGGAAGCUGAAGAUUAUAAAGUUGAAUCUUACAAGAAGAGGGAGAUCGCUUGCGAGAAUAAUAAAAUCACUAACAGGGAAAAAGAGAAGGUUGGCUAUGUACUUCUUGACUUGCUAAUGAACUUAAUCAUUAUUCCUUUGGCUGAAAAUCGAGCAGGAAAAUUUGCUUUUGUUAGGAAACCCUGCACUGCCCGUGAAUUAUUUCUGGUCAACCGAGAAAAAUUCCAUGCUGAAGUUGAUAAGAAUUACUGGAAGUCAAUUGCAGAGCUCAUUCCUAAUGAAGUUGCAGCUAUAGAGAAGAGGACAGGGAAGAAAGAUCUGGAGAAGAAGCCUGGUAUUGUUGUGAUUCAAGGCCCAAAGUCUGGGAAACCAACUGAACUCUCAAGGAUGCGGCAAAUACUCUUGAAAUUGAAGCACAGUGCACCUCCUCACCUGAAGUAUUCCCCAGCAGAAGCAGCCACUUCUAUUGAUGCUACAGUUGCAACCACAACCCUCAAGGCUAAUGCUGUGGUGACGGCUCCUGAGACUGUAGCUGUUGCCUGAUAAUUUUGUUUUUGCAUUCUUUGUCCACAUGUAUUGAAAGAAGUUGAAGAGCUCAUUAGAAUUUGGUUGGUUUAACAACAACCGUUUUAAAUAUGGUUCACACUCACAGGCUUAUUACACUGCUGUUUUUUUGUCUUUAAUGUGUACAAAACUAGGCCAUUCAAGCAGGUUUAUAACUAGAUAAAUUGCUUGUCAAA